Didymosphaeria variabile is the source of this 2346-nucleotide messenger RNA. It is a transcript of the gene ACO1, whose product is annotated as Aconitate hydratase mitochondrial. Gene Ontology annotation, biological process: tricarboxylic acid cycle. Lineage: Eukaryota; Fungi; Ascomycota; Dothideomycetes; Pleosporales; Didymosphaeriaceae. Bases 1 to 2346 code for a protein of 781 amino acids. Gene Ontology annotation, cellular component: mitochondrion; cytosol. Gene Ontology annotation, molecular function: aconitate hydratase activity; 4 iron, 4 sulfur cluster binding. The transcript is spliced from 6 exons. The record is from RefSeq and is a predicted model, not a curated record.
AUGCAGAAGUUCGCGAGGCUUGGCCGUGUCGGCCAGAGUCUUGUCCAACGGAGGCAAUUGGCCACCGUCAGCGAUGCGCCGCUUUCCAAGAAGGUCGAGAUGACCAACUGGGAGAAGGGCCACUACAUCAACUACCAGAAGAUGAGCGAGAACCUGGGCAUAGUGCGCAAGCGUCUCAACCGCCCGCUCGCCUUCGCCGAGAAGAUCCUUUACUCGCACUUGGACGACCCUCACAACCAGGAGAUCGAGCGAGGCACGAGCUACCUCAAGCUCCGCCCUGACCGCGUUGCUUGCCAGGAUGCCACCGCCCAGAUGGCAAUUCUGCAGUUCAUGUCGGCUGGUAUGCCCUCCGUGGCCACUCCGACCACUGUGCACUGCGACCACUUGAUCGAGGCGCAGAUUGGAGGCGCAAAGGAUCUGGCUCGCGCCAACGACAUCAACAGGGAGGUCUACGACUUCUUGUCCACCUCUUGCGCAAAGUACAACAUUGGUUUCUGGAAGCCUGGCUCUGGCAUCAUCCACCAGAUCGUCCUCGAGAACUACGCUUUCCCCGGUGCUCUGCUCAUCGGUACCGACUCACACACACCUAACGCCGGUGGUCUGGGUAUGGCUGCUAUCGGUGUCGGAGGUGCUGACGCCGUCGAUGUCAUGGCUGGUCUUCCUUGGGAAUUGAAGGCUCCCAAGGUGCUUGGUGUCAAGCUGACAGGUAAACUGUCUGGUUGGACUGCUCCCAAGGACAUCAUCCUCAAGGUCGCCGGUAUCCUCACCGUAAAGGGUGGAACUGGCUACAUCGUCGAAUACCAUGGUCCUGGUACCGAGAGCCUGUCUUGUACAGGCAUGGCUACGAUUUGUAAUAUGGGUGCUGAAAUUGGUGCUACCACAUCUUUGUUCCCCUUCAACGACCGCAUGUACGACUACCUCGCUGCUACCAAGCGCCAGUCUAUCGGUGACUUCUCCCGCGAGUAUGCCGCUGAGCUCCGUGAGGACGAGGGUACGCAGUACGACGAGCUCAUUGAGAUCAACCUGGACGAGCUCGAGCCGCACAUCAACGGUCCCUUCACACCCGAUCUCGCUACCCCUAUCAGCAAGUUCAAGGAGGCUGUCAAGGCCAACAAGUGGCCCGAAGACCUCAAGGUCGGUCUCAUCGGUUCGUGCACUAACUCCUCAUAUGAGGACAUGUCGCGCGCCGCUUCGAUCGCUGAGGAUGCCAUGUCCCACGGCAUCAAGUCCAAGUCUCUCUUUACUGUCACUCCCGGCUCAGAGCAGAUCCGCGCCACCAUCGAGCGCGACGGUCAGCUCAAGACCUUUGAGGAGUUCGGCGGCAUGGUGCUCGCCAACGCCUGCGGUCCUUGCAUUGGUCAAUGGGACAGGAAAGAUGUAGCUAAGGGCGAGCCCAACUCCAUCAUCUCGUCCUACAACCGCAACUUCACCGGACGCAACGAUGCAAACCCCGCUACGCACUCUUUCGUGACAUCGCCUGACCUUGUCGUCGCGAUGUCUAUUGCUGGAACGCUCAACUUUAAUCCCUUAACCGAUACAUUGAAGGAUAAGGAUGGCAAGGAGUUCAAGCUUAAGGAGCCUACCGGCGACGGUCUCCCCGGUCGUGGGUUUGAUGCCGGUUUGGAUACGUAUCAAGCUCCUCCCGAAGACCGCAGCUCCGUCUCCGUCGCUGUGUCCCCUACCUCGGACCGCCUCCAGCUAUUGCAGCCUUUCGAAGCCUGGGACGGAAAGGAUAUCUCCGAAAUUCCAGUGCUAAUAAAAACUGUUGGAAAAACGACGACUGACCACAUUUCCAUGGCCGGUCCCUGGUUGAAAUACCGUGGACAUCUUGACAACAUUUCCAACAAUAUGCUUAUCGGUGCCAUCAGCGCCGACAGCGGCGAGGCAAAUAAGAUCAAGAACAACCUCACUGGCGAGUACGACGCCGUCCCGGCUGUUGCCCGUGACUACAAGAAGAACGGCAUAAAGUGGGUUGUCAUCGGCGACUGGAACUACGGCGAGGGCUCUUCCCGUGAACACGCUGCUUUGGAGCCCAGGCACUUGGGAGGUAUUGCUGUCAUCACCCGAUCCUUCGCUCGUAUCCACGAGACCAACUUGAAGAAGCAGGGUAUGCUUCCCUUGACCUUCAGCGACCCGGCCGAUUACGAGAAGGUUGGCCCCAACGACAAGGUCAGCAUCGCUGCUACCGAGCUCGCCCCCGGCAAGCCCAUUACCCUCACCGUCCACCCCGCGGACGGCAGCAAGUCUUUCGACAUCAAGCUGUCGCACACCUUCAACGAGGGCCAGAUUGAGUGGUUCAAGAACGGCAGUGCGCUCAACACCAUGGCUAAGAAGUCUGGUAAAUAA